AUGAACUUUUGUAUUGCAAGCAAUACGUCAAUACAAACAGGCACUAUCAUGAGCGUAUACUUUGACAAGAGUGUGUAUUUUGAUUUGGAGUAUCUAGGCCAUACUACAGGUCAGUGGGACUUGUAUGGCUCAGAUGCACCCUCACCUUACAAUUCUCUUCAGAGCAAGUUCUUCAAGACAUUUGCUGCCCCAUUCACAAAGAGGGGAUUGUUACUCAAGUUUUUGAUCCUGGGAGGUGGUUUCACCCUUGCAUACUACAGUGCCACAGCUUCAGGUGACAUACCACCAAUCAAGAAAGGACCACAACUUCCACCAAAGCUCGGUCCCCGUGGCAAGAUCUAA
Messenger RNA from Lotus japonicus, 342 nucleotides. Its product is annotated as photosystem I reaction center subunit VI-2, chloroplastic-like. The record is from RefSeq and is a predicted model, not a curated record. Lineage: Eukaryota; Viridiplantae; Streptophyta; Magnoliopsida; Fabales; Fabaceae. Gene Ontology annotation, cellular component: photosystem I reaction center; chloroplast thylakoid membrane; photosystem I. The coding region runs from base 1 to 342 and encodes 113 amino acids. Gene Ontology annotation, biological process: photosynthesis. The transcript has 4 exons.